AUGUAUCCUCUCUCCCUCUCUUCCUCCCCCUGUCUCCUCUAUCCUCCUCACCUCAAUUCCCGUUCUCCAUUUCUCCUCCUCCCCUCCUCUCCUCCCGUCUCUCAUGUGUCCUCUCCUCUCUCUCCCCUCACCCCUACCUCCCCCAUCCCCCAUGUCUCCUCCUCCCCUCCUCUCCUCCCGUCUCUCAUGUGUCCUCUCCUCCCGUCUCUCAUGUGUCCUCUCCUCCUCCCCAUGUCUCCUCUCUUCUCCUCCCCAUGUCUCUUCUCUCCCUCUCCUCCUCCCCAUGUCUCCUCUCUUCUCCUCUCCAAGUCUCUUCUCUUCCUCUCCUCCUCCCCAUGUCUCCUCUCUUCUCCUCCCCAUGUCUCUUCUCUUCCUCUCCUCCUCCCCAUGUCUCCUCUCUUCUCCUCCUCAUGUCUCUUCUCUCCCUCUCCUCCUCCCCAUGUCUCCUCUCUUCUCCUCCCCAUGUAUCCUCUCUCCCUCUCUUCCUCCCCCUGUCUCCUCUCUUCUCCUCCCCAUGUCUCUUCUCUUCCUCUCCUCCUCCCCAUGUCUCCUCUCUUCUCCUCCCCAUGUCUCUUCUCUUCCUCUCCUCCUCCCCAUGUCUCCUCUCUUCUCCUCCCCAUGUCUCUUCUCUUCCUCUCCUCCUCCCCAUGUCUCCUCUCUUCUCCUCCCCAAGUCUCUUCUCUUCCUCUCCUCCUCCCCAUGUCUCCUCUCUUCUCCUCCCCAUGUCUCUUCUCUUCCUCUCCUCCUCCCCAUGUCUCAUCUAUCCCCCUCACCUCAACUCCCGUUCUCCAUGUCUCCUCCUCCCCUCCUCUCCCGUCUCUCAUGUGUCCUCUCCUCUCUCCCCCCUCAUCCCUACCGCCUCCAUCCCCCAUGUCUCCUCCUCCCCUCCUCUCCCGUCUCUCAUGUGUCCUCUCCUCCUCCCCAUGUCUCCUCUCUUCUCCUCCCCAUGUAUCCUCUCUCCCUCUCUUCCUCCCCCUGUCUCCUCUCUUCUCCUCCCCAGGUCUCUUCUCUUCCUCUCCUCCUCCCCAUGUCUCCUCUCUUCUCCUCCCCAUGUAUCCUCUCUCCCUCUCUUCCUCCCCAUGUCUCCUCUAUCCUCCUCACCUCAACUCCCGUUCUCCAUGUCUCCUCCUCCCCUCUCCUCCCGUCUCUCAUGUGUCCUCUCCUCUCUCUCCCCUCACCCCUACCUCCCCCAUCCCCCAUGUCUCCUCCUCCCCUCCUCUCCUCCCGUCUCUCAUGUGUCCUCUCCUCCCGUCUCUCAUGUGUCCUCUCCUCCUCCCCAUGUCUCCUCUCUUCUCCUCCCCAUGUCUCUUCUCUCCCUCUCCUCCUCCCCAUGUCUCCUCUCUUCUCCUCUCCAAGUCUCUUCUCUUCCUCUCCUCCUCCCCAUGUCUCCUCUCUUCUCCUCCCCAUGUCUCUUCUCUUCCUCUCCUCCUCCCCAUGUCUCCUCUCUUCUCCUCCUCAUGUCUCUUCUCUCCCUCUCCUCCUCCCCAUGUCUCCUCUCUUCUCCUCCCCAUGUAUCCUCUCUCCCUCUCUUCCUCCCCCUGUCCUCCUCUCUUCUCCUCCCCAUGUCUCUUCUCUUCCUCUCCUCCUCCCCAUGUCUCCUCUCUUCUCCUCCCCAUGUCUCUUCUCUUCCUCUCCUCCUCCCCAUGUCUCCUCUCUUCUCCUCCCCAUGUCUCUUCUCUUCCUCUCCUCCUCCCCAUGUCUCCUCUCUUCUCCUCCCCAAGUCUCUUCUCUUCCUCUCCUCCUCCCCAUGUCUCCUCUCUUCUCCUCCCCAUGUCUCUUCUCUUCCUCUCCUCCUCCCCAUGUCUCAUCUAUCCCCCUCACCUCAACUCCCGUUCUCCAUGUCUCCUCCUCCCCUCCUCUCCCGUCUCUCAUGUGUCCUCUCCUCUCUCCCCCCUCAUCCCUACCGCCUCCAUCCCCCAUGUCUCCUCCUCCCCUCCUCUCCCGUCUCUCAUGUGUCCUCUCCUCCUCCCCAUGUCUCCUCUCUUCUCCUCCCCAUGUAUCCUCUCUCCCUCUCUUCCUCCCCCUGUCUCCUCUCUUCUCCUCCCCAGGUCUCUUCUCUUCCUCUCCUCCUCCCCAUGUCUCCUCUCUUCUCCUCCCCAUGUAUCCUCUCUCCCUCUCUUCCUCCCCAUGUCUCCUCUAUCCUCCUCACCUCAACUCCCGUUCUCCAUGUCUCCUCCUCCCCUCUUCUCCCGUCUCUCAUGUGUCCUCUCCUCUCUCCCCCCUCAUCCCUACCUCCUCCAUCCCCCAUGUCUCCUCCUCCCCUCCUCUCCCGUCUCUCAUGUGUCCUCUCCUCUCCCCUCCCUCACCCACACCUCCCUCACCCUCCCCAUGUGUCCUCCGCCCUGGUUUCCUGGGCCUGGUGUAUUGUAA
Messenger RNA from Knipowitschia caucasica, 2370 nucleotides. The record is from the annotation of a GenBank genome assembly. Lineage: Eukaryota; Metazoa; Chordata; Actinopteri; Gobiiformes; Gobiidae.